AUGGAUCACGAGGAUAAUCAUCGCAUUGAUGAAAGUGAAAUCAAGGAGGUUGGGAAAUCGGGAAAAUUUUGAAAUUGAGAGAAAACCAUGAAUUUUUGCAGAUAAUCGAGAUUGACGAGGAUCAGGCGAUGCAUUAUGCGUCAGAUGACGAGGAUGAAGCAAGCACGUCGAAGUGAGUGGAUUUCUGGGUGAAAAACUGAUUGGAAAUAUGGCUUGAGCUGGAAAUUCGCUGAAUUUCACGCAAAAACUCAGAAAACCCAGAUUUUUGUCUGAUAUCACGAAAAAUCUAAUCUUUCAUUUUUAAAAUCCAAUUUUUGUGUGAAAAUGUGGAUUUAAGUCUGAAAAUUUGGAUUUUUUUCAUUGUUGAGUUAGAUAAUCCAAAUUUCCAUGCAAUUUCCGUCAGGAAACAAUGGUUUUGACCAGGAAAACAUGAAAAAUCCAAAAAUUCCGCAUUUUCAGUGCCGGAGGCCAAGCCGAAAUCAUCGACGACUCUUUGAUGUCACUUCAAGCUCAUUCUCAAGACUGUUUCGCUGUGGCUUUGGCCUCAAAUCGUUGGUUGGCGACAGGCGGUGAAGAUGACGUGGCAUUUCUCUUCGAUCAAAACGAAUCCGAAUCCGAACCGAUUUUGAAAGUCGAACACAAAGAUUCGGUAACUCAUGUGCUCUUCAAUAAUUCCGAAACUCUUUUGGCUACUGGUGAUAUUGGUGGAAAAAUUGUUAUUACUGAUAUUCGCACCAAAAAAUCGAGAGCUGAGGUAUUUUUUGGUGAUUUUCACGUGAAAUUGACCUAUUUUCAUGAAAAAUCUCUUCCAUUUCUAGAUUGACGAAUGCAACGAUUUGGAAUGGAUGAAAUGGCAUCAUACAGCCGAUAUUUUGUUCGCUGGAGAUAAAGACGGCAUUUUGUGGAUGUGGUUGAUUGGAAAUAAGGGAAUUGUUCAAUCGAAGGUGUGUUUGGGGUGGAAAUUGCGGGAUUUUGGGCUAAAUUUUAUUAUUUUUCAUGAAAAAUUGUGUUGUAACGAUGAAAAUUGGGUUUUUUCACACGGGGCAACCGUUUUCAGUAGAAAAUUUUAAUUAGAAGCUUGGGGCUUGAAUUUUCGUCUUAAAUACGUUGGAAAUUCGGGCUUUCGGACUUAAUUAGGGAAUUUUCAUGAAAAACUUAGUUGAAACUAUGAAAAUUGAGCUUUUUCACACGGGGCAACUAUUUGCCGUGGAAAAAUUUGAAAUAUAAGCUUGGAGCUUGAUUUUCCAUCAAAUUUCUGAACUUCAGACCUAUUUUUUACCUAAAAUCACGGUUUUGAGCUCAAAAAACCAAAAUUAGCAGGUCUAGACCAUGAUUUUCAGCUCAGGAUCUAAUUUUUCAUGAAAAAUCAUAUUUUCCAGGUCCAGGGCUCUAAAAAUCAAGAUUUUCCAAGGUGUUUUCUUGAUCUCACCUCCCUUCAAAAAACACACCAGUCCACUCCAAAACAAACAAAAAUCGCGCUCUUUUUUUCGCACUUUUUAUCAUCUCAAAAAUAUUUGCAUAGAGCGAGAGAAUAUCUCUGCGUCUCUUCACUCUCAUCCCUCUAAUCAUCUUUUUUUUCCCUAUACUAAAUACUACUAUUAUUAUUUUAUUAUUAUUAAUAUUUGUCGAUGAGAUUGUGCGGCAGACAUGGUUAUAUUACACCAUUUAAAAAUGGGAAAAGAGAAAAGAGAGAUGAAACUAAAUAUAUUUAUUUGUUUAUGAUGUGGAAUUAUUAUUGUUUUGAUGAGAAAAGUGUAGUUUUGGAGCACAAAUAAGGCUUUGAGCGCGGGACAGGAAUUUUUGGAGAAAUGGAGUCCCGAGCCAUAUUUUUGUACACCGUACGAUGAAAUUGGUGACUUUGAAUACAUGACUCGAUUUUCGUACAGACAAAACGUUCUAAACAAUUUUUAGUGGCAUUUGGAGCAAAAAAUGGAAAUUUUGGGAUUUUUCAAGUGAAACAAGUUCGGGUCUCAAUUUUCGUACCAAAAUCCUUCGAAUUUUUCAUUGUUUUUCGCCUUUAUCACCCAGAAUCCAAAAAAACACAGAUCAAAAAUCGGAUUAGAUUAAAAAGUGCGCGCGCGCCCCACACAGACGGAUAAUCUCUGUUUUUUUGUUCAUCCCUUUCCAUUUAGUUGUUGCAAAACGGGGUUAAUUUGUAUUCGCUUCGAAUAAUCAUAAAAUUUUGACCCGUACGGUUCCGGUAACAUGAUUUUUGAAGGGGAAAUGGAAUUUUGGAAUACAGGCUGGUUUUUACACGAUUUUUAGCCGAAAAAUCGUACGAACAACAAGAAUUUUGGUUUUAAAUUGUGCUAAACAGGUUUUUACAUGAUUUUCAGCCCAAAAAUCAUGAAUACUUGGUUUUUACACGAUUUUCAGCCGUAAAAUCGUGAAAAUACGUCCGGACAACAAACAUUUCGGCUUCGAGCUGAGCUUAACUGGUUUUUACAUGAUUUUCAGCCCAAAAAUCAUGAAAACUUGGUUUUUACUGGUUUUUACACGAUUUUUAGCCCAAAAAUCAUGAAUACUUGGUUUUUACACGAUUUUUAGCCCAAAAAUCGUGACAGCUUGGCUUCCUUCGGUUUUUACAUGGUUUUCAGCCUGAAAAAUCGUGAAAAUUACAAAAAAUAAUAUAAUUUCACUGGAAAUCCAAGAUUUACGGUUUCUUUAUACCAAGCAAUGAUUUUUCACCGGGAAAUCCCUAAAAAUCGCGAAAAAAUCUAUUUUCCGAAUUUUUCCCCCCAUAAAAGAUCAAAAAUCCAACGAGUAUCUACUAUAUACUAAUUGGGAAAAUUUUUUUGGCAAUAGUGUGUCCGGGUCCCGUUCUCAAAACUGUGUGCAUAAAAAUUGAUGAUCAAAAAAAGAAAAAGUUUCUAAAUGUUGGCAGCUCGGUGCGCAUCUUAUUCAUUCUUUCUCAAAAUGUAUGUGAGUGCGCGGAGAAUGAAAAGUUUGCAAAUCUCAAUGUAUUUUUCGGAUUUAAAAUGUGUCGCUCGACUUUUCUCAAUUUCCAGAAGACCAUUUUUGAUGGGACCUUCACUAUUCUAUCCCAAAUUCUUUCCCAUUGAGGCGCUAAUAUUCGAUUUUUCAAAAAGUGCGCGAGUUUUCAUGUGAAAAAUCAAAACUUUUUUCGUGCUAAAAAGAAUGAGCACGUUUUUAAUCAGAAAAAAUGGCUAGGUCACGUCUCUUAUCUGAUCUUUUUUAUUGCUCAGUUAUAGCGGGACAUUUUUAAUCAUUUCUCGCUAUUACUCUACUACUAAUCGGUUUGAAAAAUAAAUUUAAAUAAAGUGAGUCAAACUACUGUAGAUAAAUUCAAAAUUUUUCGAACUUUCAGAUAUUGAAUAAUUUCUCUCACAAGAAGAGAAGUAAAGGCUUCGAUGUGAAUUUUUUAAUAGUGAGUUUUGAUGUGUUCGGGAGUAUCAAUAUAGUUAAGCUCAAGCAAUUAUUAACAAUCCGAAAUUUUGUAAGCCUUGAAAGAGAACCGAUAUGACCGAGAAAACUAAUCAUUUCCUCUCUCAACAAAAAUAAUGAAAGGACGAUGAAGUCAGAUGUAUUUUGAUUCUCUCUUCCACGACAAAGUUUCAGAUUGAACAUAGAAAAUAAGUCAGAGAAGCACUGGAGAAAAGUACAUGUUAUGGAUCAAUUCAUUUGAAGAAAAAAUGAAUUUCGCGACAUUUUUUGUCGCGAAAUUGCAAUUCGUGAAACGACACGAAAUAAACACAAAAAUAAAGGAGAAAUAUUAAAAGGACACGUAAUCGCUGCGAGACCCAACACACGAAAAAAGAAUUUCCUCUUUUAUUUUAUUAAUUUCGUGUCGUUUCGCGAAUUGCAAUUUCGCGACAAAAAAUGUCGCGAAAUUCAUUUUUUCUUCAAAUGAAUUGAUCCAUUAGAUAACUUUUCUCGAAAUUUUGUGGUUUGUUUUUUUAAGAUGUAGCAAAUUUGAGUUUGAAUGAAAAAAGAGUCCUAUCCCAAAUAGCUAACUCUCAAAUUUUUCAAUAAUUUUUGGGGUAGAUCAAAAAUUAUCUUUCUCUAAAUAUUUCAUAAGGGUUCAUUCACUAACUAAAAAUCAGAUUUUCGAAUUCUUCAGCCAAAAAUGAUGACAAAUCCAGGUUUUUGAAGCUUCUGAGGUAGUAUCUGAUAAAAAUUCAUCUCGGAAUCCACUUUUCAGAAGUUUUAUGAAAGAAACAUUUGCAUAGGAUUUUAGGCUUAAAAAUCAAACCCCAUCUUUUUUCCUCUAAAAAUUUCUGUUCAGAUCCGAACAGUUUUCUAUGAGAUUUCGUAUGGAUUCCGUAGAUUCUGCACUUUUGUUUUUUGAACUUCAAAACUAUACAAAUCGGUUCUGAACAGGAAAAAUAGGGAAAAAGGCAUUGAAAAAAGAGAUUUCAAGAAAAUAGAACAGUCUUCAAAGAAGAAGGAAACAAUAUUUUUCGAACUCGAAUUUUGAAUUCAAAAAUCUAAGUUAAAAACUUACAGUCUGAAGUAAAAAAUGUCACACAGAACUUAAUUUUCUAUAAAUUUUGGAUCGGCAUCUUUUUUGAGCUUUUCUGAAGAGUAUUUAGUUUUUCUGAAGAGUUUCUGAAGAGUAUUUAGUUUUCUGCAAAUACCCAGCACACGGUGUAUUUACUACCCAACAAUUUCGCGCAUUUUUUUAGACCUGACAGGGUUUUCAGGGGUGGAAUCAACGCAAAAAUGAAAGAUUUAGGGAAAAAUUAUUUUUGAUCUACCCCAAAAACCAUUGAAAAUUUUGAAGUCUAGCGAUUUCGGGUAGUAAAUUACACACUGUGCCCAGUCAAUCGAUUCGCGUUUACAGUUAUUCAAAAAUGAAAACGAAAAAUUCCAAAAUUUUAUGAAGUUUUGGAUUAAAAUUCAUUUCAUCACUUCUCGAAAAUGAUUCCUAACCAUUGAUUCCAAAACUUUAUGGCAAUCUUUAUGAAAAGUCUGCAAGUUAUUUUCAUAGAUGAAAAUGUUCAAGUUUGCACGUUCCAUGAAUCACCAUACGGUUUUGAAGAAUCAAACCGUUCGAAAAACUUUAUACCUAAAGAAAACUACGCGCGAAGCCGGGACAAUCCAGAAGGAGAAGCCGGCGUUAGCCGGCGGAGCCCUUCUGGUUAUAAUAAUAAUGUUGUUUUCGUCGUCCUCGAAAAAACUCUCUCUCAAAGUGCUUUGAAAGAGAAAAAGAGAGAGAGAGAGAGUCACUUUACUCUCUAGUAUUUUCCCAUCAUCGCGUUUUUGCUGCCACCUGCGCGCCGAGCGCUCCCCCCACUGUCUCUUUCUCUCACCACCCUCUCAUCUCUCUCGUCGUGGCUACUUUUCGUCUCCAUCUUCGUUUUCUGACAUCAACAUCUCUAUUUCUCUCCACUCUCUUCUAUCUCGCAGCUUUUCGUCACUGCGCCCUCCACUCUCUCGUCGUCGUUUUUGUGUGUGUACGCUUGGCUGGCCGGCCGGCCGGCGUUGGAAAAAAAACGAGGAGAAUAUCGGGGGACCGACUAAAAGUGACAUGUUGGAGGAACCUAGUUUUUUUUGGCUUGGAACAUGGAUAUUUGGGUUAAUUUGAUGUUUGAUUAGAGGGAUGAUGAGGCGAAAUUAUGGUUUUGGACGAAUCUUAGGGUCUUAAAGUAGUUUCGGACGAUUUUUAGUGUCUUUAGGUAGUUUCGGACGAAUUAAAGUGGUUUUAUGUAGUUUCGGACGAAUUUUAAGUUCCUCUAGGUAGUUUCGGACGAAUUUCAGUGUCUUUCGGUAGCUUCGGACCAAUUUUCGACAUGUUUUAGUGAUUUUUCACUUUCCCACGGCUUUUUAAUGCGUUCCACUAGGAUUUUUCAAACCUUGGAGAAUUUUUGAGCAAAAAUUGCGAUUUUCUCGUGGUUUCUAACUAGUUUUGAGCUCUAGUGGCUUUGGAUUUUCUAUUUUUCAAGGUUUUCGCCUUUUCAGCGUGAUUUUUGAGAUUUCCAGCUAGUGAAACCAUUUUUUCUGGUUUCACACAGAAUUUUUGAGUCGUAAGGCCUUUUUGUCAUAGUCCAAAGAGUUUCCCUCAAGUUUCAUAAGUUUUCUGAGGCCAACGAUUUCUAGUCGAAAUUUUUCAAUUUGGAAGCGUUUUUCUCUCAGUUUUCACGAUUUUUCUCGAAUUAUAGGCUGUAAAAUGAAUUCGAAACUUUGUCCCCGACGAAAAAGUGCAAUUCCCUCUUUUUUGUCCAUUUUCCCAAAGAUUAAUGGGACAUUAACAGAUGGUUCUUCUUUUUCUUCGUAUUUUGUUAAUUUCUCAUCCAACAAAGAAACUGUCUUCUUCUUUUUUUUGGACUGACCUUCGCGCCGAUUUUUCGAACACGAUUUUCACUUUUUUUCACUGUCCGUCAGGGUCGAAGUUUUUUUUUUUGAAUAAAACUGUUGGAAAUGGUCGCGCCGACGGAAUUUUGAGCAAAAUGGUACGAAAAAUCCGAUUUUUGAGCACAGGUCUCGAAUUUUUCUCUGAAAAAUUGUUGGCUCUUUUUCGUCUUUCUCCCCUCUUACUGAAUAAAACAUUAGUUUGUCAUGUCAAAAGAGAAAAAAAGCGGCGGCCGAACUUUUUUCUGUGACAAAAAUGUGCACACAAUUGAAUUUGCUCCCCGCAUUCUCUUUAUGUAUUUUUUUUGGCGAGUUUUGUUGUAGACGACAAAUAUUUGAGAAGAAGAAGAAGAAGAUGGGAUGAAAUUGGAGAUGUGAAACAAAAGUGUCUUGUUUUUUGAGCUCAAAUUUGAGAGACAGAAAUUGAGAUUUUCAGCGAUUUUUUUUCGCCAAACUUUCUUCCCUUAUCAAAAAUUAAUUUAUUAUUUCAACACGUAGGUUAGGUUAUCAAUGCAUUAUCAACAAAAAAAAUUAUGUGUUUUGAUAAAAGAGAAGAAAAGGUCAUAGUACUGUUUGUUGUACGAUUCCUUCAGUAAAUCUCUCUAACAUGAGCAAUCUAUCUAUCUACAUAGAAAUCUCAUCUGGGACCAGAAAAGCGUGUCAAAAUUAUCUAAUUUGAAACAGUUUGUGACAUUCUUAAUUAGAUAAUGUUUAAUUAGACUAAUUAAAUAGGUCGGAGAGAAUAGAGAGAAAAUAACAUCUGGCCGGAUCGCUUUUUGAAUGCACCACUAAUUGUUGGAGGAACAUUUCGCUCCAGAACUUUUUUGAUCUACAUUAUUUUUACGAUUUUUUCCGCCAAUAUUCAAAAAAAGAUGACUAUCGCUGUUUGAAAAGUUUUUUCGCGCCAAACAAUCUCAAAAAUGCAUCUUUCCCCCUUUCGCUCCUCUGACUAUACACAUUUUUGGCCGAUUUUGUUAUCAGACGAAAGAAACGCCGUGAUAUUCUCUAUUGCUAUGGCAACUUUUGAUUUGGCUCUUUUUUUUGGUUGAGCUCAAAACACCAUUUUCUGUGUCGAGAAAAACAAAGAAGUAACACAAAACACAAGGGGAGAAUCAAUAUUUGAACAAAAAACAAAAGCAAACUUGACGAAAGACAAUCACGAAUCUUGGGAAGCGGGGAGGAUUUUUGGGUGGAAAAAUUGGCUGAAAAUGAUGCUGGAAUUGGCCUAAAACCGGUCUUGAACAUAGAAUUGAUGGAAAAUUGGCGGAAACCUGGAAAAUUUGAUUUUUUCACCGGAAAUAGUGAAUUUUUGCUGAAAAUUGUACUUUGUACCCGGAAUUCAUGAAAAAUCCCGAAUUUUUGUUCAUUUCCACCCAAAAAUCUUCCGAUUUUCGCCAUGUAGUAAAUAAAUACUUAGGCUAAGUGUGAAAGCCAGCAGGUGUUAUGUAAUUAUGCUCUUAUUUUUCGACACGGCGUCCUACUGCGCAACUCUAAAAGUUGUAAUAAUAGAAAUUGGGGAUUUGUGGGAGGAAUGUGCAAAAAUUCCGAUUUUCCACCCAAAAAACUGGAAUUUUCCGGUCACAUGCUAAUGAAUAAUAUAUUUGAAUGUGCUCUUUGCUCACUGCACAUUUUUGGGGUGAAAAAUAGUAUAGUUGAUAAGGAAAUGGGGGAUUUUUGUUGGAAAAUAUGAUGAUUUUUGACCUGAAAUACUGUGAAAAUUGCUCAAAACACUGAAAUUCAUCAGAAAAUACCCUGAAAACCCUUGAAAACUUUAAUGUUGCCUCAAAAUAUCGUGAAAAUUGCUCAAAAAUCAUGACAUUUCAAAAAUUUUCACCCAAAAAUUUGAAAAAUUCUUGCAGGUCUACGCUGGAACUGGUGAACCGUGUACAGCUGGAUGUUUGUUGCCGGACGGAAAACGCAUCCUAACCGGAUACGGAAAUGGUGUUGUUAGUGAGUGGAUCUGAAAUUUUUUCAGCCCAAAAAUAGGCUGUGUGUGACGUCAGCAGAAACUAAUUAGUAUUCCAAAAAUAAUCUUUGAAGCGGAAAAAAUUUGAAUUUUUAAAUUGUAGAUUUUGGCGCGAAAAAUUGGUUUUGAAUUUUUUGAAUCUCGCUGAAAAUCCACGUGUAAAAAAUGUUUGAAAAAUUUGAAUUUUCAAAUUUUGGCUGGUUAGAAUACUGUAGAUUUUGGCGCGAAAAAUUGGGUUUGAAAAUUUGAAUUUUUGAAUCUCGCUGAAAAUCCACGUGUACGUGUAAAAAAUGUUUGAAAAAUGUGCAUUUUUAAAUUUUUUAGAGUACUGUGGAUUUUGGCGCGAAAAAUUGGGUUUGAAAAUUUGAAUUUUUGAAUCUCGCUUUUUUUUUAAAUCCACGUCUAAAAAAUGUUUGAAAAAUUUGAAUUUUUAAAAUUUUGCAGGAUUAUGGCUUUUGCGCGAAGAAACGAGCACUCAAUUAUAUUUUCAUUCUCCAAUCACCGCAAUCGAUCAUCAUAUUUCGCAACCGGUUGCUGUUGUUGGAACACAAAGUGGUGAGGUUUUGGUGGAUUUUGGGCUGAAAAUCGGGAAAUUUGGAAUUUUUAGAGCUGAAAUUCAUGAAAUUUGGACAUUUUCAACCUAAAAUUCAUAAAAAAUGAUGAAAUUUUAAUCAUUUUCAUGAAAUUCGUUAAUUUCUGACUCAAAAAUACCUAAAUUUUGUCAAAUCUUGAUUCAAAAGCUUCUCCUGGCUCAUUUUUCAAGAAUUUUGGCUCAAAACAGCUCCAGAGCUCAAAAAUACUCUAAUUUUUCAUCAAAAAACUUGUCCAGAGCUCAAAAUCAUUCAAAAAUUCCCCAAUUUUUUUCCAGGAACUGUAAAUGUGAUCUCCACAGCUUCGCCCGAUAAUAUUCUCAAAAAAAUCUCGCUUCUCCCGCCGCCAGGCGUAAAUUCGACAACAAUUUCGACAAACGGAACUGCAAUUGGUGAAAAUGGUGAAGAAGAAGAGGAAGAGGUUGGAAAUUGUGUUGAAUCGCUUUCGAUGGCACCUUCGCAUCCAUGGUUUGCGGCUGGUAGAAAUGAUGGAACUAUGUGCAUUUAUGAGAUGGAUUCAAAUGCUCCAAGAAGCAUUUUUCAGUCUAAUGAGAUGCAGGUGAGCAUUUUGAGCUCUCAAGCUAUUUUUUGAGCUAAAAAUCGAGAAAAAUGACCUAUUAUUGGUCCUGGAGCCGAAAUAUCAAAAAUUUCAGCACAAGAGCUGAAUUAUUGUGAAAAUUUGGUCCAAAGAGCCAAAUUUUAUAGUUUUGAGCAAAAAACUACUGAAAAUGAGCUCUGGAACUGCUUUUUGAGCUGAAAUUCGAGAAAAAUGACCUAUUUUUGGUCCUGGAGCUGAAAAUCUUGAAUUUUUAACCCGGAAUAUAAAAAAUUUCAGAACAACAGCUAAAUUAUUGUGAAAAUUGGCCCACUUUUGUCCUAAGACCCAAAAUUUUAUAGUUUUGAGCAAAAAACCAUUGAAAAUGAGCUCUGGAGCUGUUUUUUGAGCCAAAAUUCGAGAAAAAUGACCUAUUUUGGUCCUGGAGCUGAAACUCUUGAAUUUUGAGCCGAAAUUUCAGCACAAGAGCUAAAUUAUUGUGAAAAUUUGGUCCAAAGACCCCAAAUUUUAUAGUUUUGAGCAAAAAACCACUGAAAAUGAGCUCUGGAGCUACUUUUUGAGCUGAAAAUCGAGAAAAAUAACCUAUUUUUUGUCCUGGAGCUGGAAAUCUUGAAUUAUUUUGAGCCGAAAUAUCAAAAAUUUAUUUUUUCAAGAGCUAAAUUAUUGUGAAAAUUGGCCUAAUUUUGUCCAAAGAGCCAAAUUUUAGUUUUGAGCAAAAAACUACUGAAUAUGAGCUCUAGAGCUACGUUUUGAGCUGAAAAUCAUGAAUUUUGACCUAUUUCUCCUGCAGGCAAUCGUAAAAGUUGUUUGGUCGAUGGAAGGAAAUGCACCGUAUGUUACUUGUGGAUCAAUUGAUGGAACUAUUCGAAUUUUUGACGCUAGAGAUAGUUCGAUGGUUAAGGUGAGCUUGGAAUUUGAAAAUUUUGAAAAAUUUGCGAUUUUUUGAGUAUAAAUAAGGCUAUGGUCUGAAAAUUUGGAAAAUUUCUCGCAAAAACUGAAAUUUUCAAGUCUGAAUUCUGAAUUUUUCGAUAUUUUGCUGAAAUUUCCGGAUUUUUUGAACCUACAUCAGCUCAGGGCCUGAAAAUCUGAAAAACUGAGCCUAGGCCUGUUUAGACUUGAAAAAUCUGGAUUUUCAAGCCCAAAUAAGCCCAGGGCCUGAAAAUCUGUAAAUUUCAAGUCUAGGCCUGUUUAGGCUCGAAAAAUCUGGAUUUUUAAGCCUAAAUAAGCCCAGGGCCUGAAAAUCUGUAAAUUUCAAGUCUAGGCCUGUUUAAACUCGAAAAAUCUGGAUUUUCAAGACCAAUUUAGCCCAGAGUCUGAAAUAAUCUUUUAAAAAAUGAACCUAGCCUUGUUUAGAUUCAAAAGUCCCCAAAUUUUCAGCUCAAAUAAGCCUGAUGUCAAAAAAUCCCAAAAAAAAUGACUUACAGGAACUCGGAAACGGCGGAGACGAAGUAUUGGAUUUGCUCGUAAUUGGCUCAAAUCCCCAUCGAAUUUUGACGGCUGGAAGCAAUGGAGUUGUUAGGGUUUUUGACCUUAAUUAG
This is a messenger RNA of Caenorhabditis angaria, 10962 nucleotides long. The record is from the annotation of a GenBank genome assembly. NCBI's taxonomy places the organism in Eukaryota, Metazoa, Nematoda, Chromadorea, Rhabditida, Rhabditidae.